Molecule: messenger RNA, 876 nt
Organism: Recurvomyces mirabilis
Lineage: Eukaryota; Fungi; Ascomycota; Dothideomycetes; Mycosphaerellales; Teratosphaeriaceae
Exons: 2
Coding region: 1-876 (291 amino acids)
Source: RefSeq, a predicted model, not a curated record
AUGGACGACCUCAGCCUGAUACAUAUGCUACUCACCAAAGCAACUCGUUAUGACGAGCCUCGGUCUAUAGGAUUUGUGCGAAGUCUUGAUUUGGUUCAGUUUGACGCCGAUCAUGGUGGAGUGGCGAAGUCUAUCAGGCUUCAGUUGAUUGUGCUACGCUCGUACAUUCCAUCAACUACCAUACCAAUGGCAUCGUCAAGAGCUCUCCGUCCAGUAUUGGGCGUCUGCGCGGCAUGCGCAAGACAGCAACACUUGGUAGCCCGGAGACAUUUUGUGACUGCACCGAUACUGCGAUUCGACGAAGUCCGAGAAUCGCGUCUUCCACGCGUAGCCACACCAUCUUUCUGGUCAUCUCUCAUCCCCAAGGCGUUCCGACGAUCGGAGCAAUCAGCCCUACAAGGCGAGGAAGGUCAAGAAGUACCAGCAGUAGCUCCUCCUAAAGCCCGUCGAAAAUGGAACCCCUACACCACCUUCAUCAUCCUCGCAGUUCUUAUUGGCAGCAACGCAAUUCAGAUGAUCUCCCUACGCAAUGAAAUGACGGCCUUUAGUCGACACACAGACGUCAAGCUCGCACUACUACGGGAAGUGGUGCAGAAGGUGCGGAGAGGGGAGAUGGACGAUGUUGAGGUUAAGCGGGCGCUGGGCACUGGUGAUCCGGCUGCGGAGAAGGAGUGGGAGGAUGUGGUCAAGGAGAUUGAAGACACGGAUGUGUUGUGGGAGGCUCAUCAGAGGAAAGAGGCUAAGAAAGCUGCUAAGAUGGAGGAGCGGAGAUUAAAGGAGGAGCAGGAGAGGAAGUCUGCUUCUCCUAUCGCGGAAGUACCUGAGGACGGUGAUGCUGGUUCUAGUAGAGCAGCGAGGCCGAAAUUCUUGAUGUGA